UGGCAGUGUCAAUGUCAAAUUGCACAGCAAGUUGUUAAAAUUCGUCAUUGCUGAUGUUAUGCAAAUUAUUUACGAAUUAUUUAAUAGGAAAUUAAGUGUAAAUAUCCAAGCUGGCAUCCAGAAGGUUCUUACUGGUUGGGUUCCACUGUUUUUCACCCCCAGUUUCGUAUCGAGCCAGUCACAAUAGCUUUAUCUGCAUAAAAAAACGCCAAUACUCAGGUAUGACGGUGCCUCAGUGUGUUACACGGUCGCUCAGCCGGGGGCAGAGUCCUGUAGAGGCCCGCCCGGGUUCUGGCACAGACAGCCCUGUGGAUGUGGUGAAGAGAUACAAUGAUAUUGUUAAAAGUCAGGAAGAUAAGCGGGAAUACAGAGGUCUACAGUUACCGAAUCAUAUGAAAGUGUUGCUAGUGAGCGACCCCACCACAGACAAAUCAGCUGCGGCGCUGGACGUCAACAUUGGUUACCUCAGCGAUCCGGACGAACUGCCGGGUUUAGCCCAUUUCUGUGAGCAUAUGCUUUUCAUGGGCACAGAAAAAUAUCCAGAGGAGAACGAGUACAACAAGUUUCUUUCUGAACACGGAGGUUCUUCGAAUGCUUCCACGUCCUCAGACCACACCACGUACUACUUCGACGUGCUGCCACAGCAUUUGGGCAAGGCUUUGGACAUCUUCGCCCAGUUCUUCGUAUCGCCGCUGUUCACGGAAUCGGCGACGGGUCGCGAGCUGAGCGCAGUCAACUCGGAGCACGAGAAGAACGCCUCCUCGGACAUGUGGCGUCUCGACCAGCUCAACAAGAGCACCGCGCAUAAAGACCAUCCCUUCCACAAGUUCGGCACUGGCAACCGGGAAACAUUGGAAACCAUUCCCAAGGAGAAAGGCAUUGACGUCCGCAAGGAACUGUUGAACUUCCACAAGAAAUGGUACUCGGCUAACAUUAUGACUCUCGUCGUGAUGGGAAAAGAAUCCCUGGAUGAACUUGAAGAAAUGGUAGUGAAGCUGUUCUCAGUGGUGGAGGACAGAGCAGUGACCGCGCCCAGCUGGCCCGUGCACCCCUUCCCACCCCCCUUAAGGCGCAAGAGGGCGUAUUGCUACCCCGUGAAAGAUCUGCGCUCUCUUUCCAUCGACUUCCCCAUACCGGACACGAGAAAGCAUUAUAAGAGUGGGCCAGGACACUAUAUCUCACACCUGCUGGGCCACGAGGGUCCGGGAAGUCUGCUCUCGGCGCUGAAGGCACGCGGCUGGUGUAACAGCCUAGUGGGGGGUACCCGGAUCGGCGCGCGUGGCUUUGCCUUCUUCGGGGUACAGGUUGACCUGACCGAAGACGGGGUCAAACACACCGACGAAAUCGUGGAGCUGGUGUUUCAGUACAUCGAGAUGCUGAGGGCGGAGGGGCCCCGGCGCUGGGUGUGGGAGGAGCAGCGGGACCUCAUGGCCAUGGAGUUCCGCUUCAAGGACGCACAGGAGCCGCGCGCGCUCGUCGUGGGUCACGUGCAUCUGCUUCAGGAGUUCCCGAUGCAGGACAUCCUCAGCACCUACUACCUGCUCUCGGACUGGAGGCCGGACCUCAUCGAAGAGCUGCUCUCGCUCCUCACCCCCGACAACGUCCGCGUGGGGGUGGUGGCCAAAUGUUUCGAGAGUAAAUGCACAAAGACGGAGCCAUGGUAUGGGACCAAAUAUCUGCAGGAAGACAUCGAGGAGGCUCGUCUUAACGAAUGGAAAGCAGCGAAACCAACAAAGGAACUCCACCUACCACCCCCCAAUGAAUUCAUUCCAACGAAACUGGACCUGGAGAAGAGUCCGGAUCCCACUGCUGAUGCGAUAGCGCCCGUAAUCAUCAAGGACACCCCGUUAAUGAGGCUCUGGUAUAAACGUGACAACGAGUUCAUGCUGCCGAAGGCUUUCAUCACAUUGGAUUUGGUCAGCCCGCUGGCGUACGCGGAGCCCGCGAGCUGCAACCUGACCUCGGUGUGGGUGCUGCUAUUGCGGGACUCGCUGCAGCAGUUUGCGUACGCGGCCGAGCUGGCCGGCCUGCGCUGGAGUGUGGGCAACGCCAAGUACGGACUCAGCAUAACCAUAGACGGCUACGACGACAAGUUACACGUGCUGCUCGAGAAGCUGAUCGAGCACAUCGUGGGCUUCAAGGCCGACCCGCAGCGGUUCGCGAUCAUGAAGGAGAGCCACAUUCGCGCCAUCAAGAACUUCGAGGCCGAGCAGCCGUACCAGCACGCGGUAUACCAGCAGGCGCUCUGUUUAUCCGACCUGGUCUGGACGCGGUGCCAACUGGUGGAAUCGGCUGAGAGCAUAACCCCGGAACAGCUGAACGAGUUCUCCGCACAGUUUAUACGCAAGGUGCACGUUGAAGGACUCAUGUUCGGCAACCUCACCCGCGAGAGGGCGCUCUCCGUGGCAGACACCAUAGAGAACAAAUUGCCAAAAGACGCGACGCCAUUGUUAGCACAGCAACUGCUGUUAUAUAGAGAAGUGGAAAUAGAAAAGGGUGCGUGGUACGUGCGUGAGAUCGAGAACUCGGUGCACAAGUCGUCGUGCGCGUCGCUGUACUACGCGUGCGGCGUGCGGCGCGCGCGCGACAACGUCACCUUGGAACUCUUGGCGCAGGCGCUCAGCGAGCCGUGCUUCCACGCGCUGCGGACACAGGAACAACUCGGCUACAUAGUGUUCAGUGGUGUGCGAAGGUCGAAUGGCGUCCAGGGACUAAGGUUCAUUGUUCAGAGCGACAGGCACCCCGCGUACCUGGAGGAGAGGAUAGAGAAAUUCAUCGAGGGGUCACAGGACUAUCUGGAAAAGAUGACGGAGGAAGAGUUUUUGAAACAUCGCGCCGCGUUGGCUGCCCAGAAACUAGAGAGGCCCAAACGACUGUCCGGGAAAGCGUCGCAACUGUGGAACGAAAUCACGGCGCAGGUGUACAACUUCGACCGCCCACGCGUGGAGGUCGAUGAACUCAACACUGUUACGAAGCAAGACCUUAUUGAAUUCUUUAAGAAACACGUGAGUCCAAACUCAGCGGACAGACAGAAGCUGUCAGUGUACGUGGUGUCCACGGCGGAGGGCGGCGCCGGGAAACAGCACGAGUCCGACGACGAGAAGAAGUCGCUGGAGCCCGUUGUUAUCCGAGAUCUCGUGGACUUCAAAUCACGUCGGCGACUGUACCCACAUCCGGCACCUUUCACUAAUAUACCACGGAAAGGAGCGCACUGUAAACUGUAGUUGAAGUAAUAAAUUGUAGCAACAGUAAAGUAACAACACUUAAUAACUAAUAUACUUAGUAAAAGUAACCUAAUCAUGUUAACUGAAGAUCGACAUAUGUAAGAAUGCGUCCCUGUGAGGUCGAACAAACGAUGUAACUUUCCAACUGGCGUUUUAUACAACGUGUAACAAAAUUACGAAAUACUGUUGAAGGAUGCAUAAGUAUAUUUCAUAAGGAAUCACCCUGUGAAAAUAAUAAAUCAAAAGAAGCAUACAAACAAACAAAUUCAAUUAAGGCAUUUUUAAAUGUUGACUUAUGACAACCCUAUUGGAGAUAAAAGACCGCCACGCGCAUAGUAGCUACGCUACGCGACGCGUACCUUUAUAAAAGAUAACGUACCUUUAGAAAGCGCCAGGAAUCAUAUGAUAUAAAUUUAAUUAUAUUUAGCUAUCUUUAAUUUCUUUCAGUAAAAACGGAUGGCAGUUUUUUACUCAAAAACUAUUACUGCGCUUCCUUUUAAAUAAUCUAACAAAAAUAGAAUAACAGUAAACUAUAUUAAUACAGUAAUUGUGCAAUUGUACAAUACAGCACAAUGGUACAAUUUGGCGGCCUUAUCGCUAUAUAGCGGUCUCUUCCAGGCAACCAAAGGCAUACGAGAGAAUGCUAACGGAAAUUCGUAAUUUAAAUUAAAUAAGCAUAAAAAAUAUUAAACAUUAUAUAUUAAAGAUAUAAAUAUACAAAUACACUACUAUAAAUGCAUAAUAAAAAUAAAAGAACCCUCAAAAAAAAUACAGAAUACGAAAUAGACAAGAUUACAGUGAUCAUUCCAUCAAUGCCCGGCCGAUACAGACAAGUAGUGAUCCUUCACUCGUUUUUCAAUGGUGUCUAUUUUUUUAGGUAAUAUAUAAAAAUAUUGAAACGACAGUGAGUUAAAUUUCUUUGCAAGGUAACAAAUAAUAAAAAUACAGUAAACGACAUAAAUUUGUAUUGUAUAAAAAUAUUGUAACGAAAAUUGUUGUUACAAUAAACAUGUUCGAACAGUAAGCUAUAUAAACACAGUAACAGUAAUUUAUUAGUUAGGUAACCGGAAAUAUAAAUACAAUAAAUUUGCAAUGCAACAAAUAAUAAAAGUACAGUAAAUGACACAA
Pararge aegeria (speckled wood butterfly) is the source of this 4352-nucleotide messenger RNA. It is a transcript of the gene Ide, whose product is annotated as insulin-degrading enzyme. Gene Ontology annotation, biological process: peptide catabolic process. NCBI's taxonomy places the organism in Eukaryota, Metazoa, Arthropoda, Insecta, Lepidoptera, Nymphalidae. Bases 222 to 3224 code for a protein of 1000 amino acids. Gene Ontology annotation, cellular component: cytosol; mitochondrion. The record is from RefSeq and is a predicted model, not a curated record. Gene Ontology annotation, molecular function: metal ion binding; metalloendopeptidase activity. The transcript is spliced from 26 exons.